This is a messenger RNA of Linnemannia hyalina, 1440 nucleotides long. NCBI's taxonomy places the organism in Eukaryota, Fungi, Mortierellomycota, Mortierellomycetes, Mortierellales, Mortierellaceae. The record is from the annotation of a GenBank genome assembly.
AUGGCUCGCAAAUACGGAACUACAGUCUAUGACAACGCCAAGUGGCGCAUGAUGCUGCGUCUCAAAGGCACAGUCAUCCUCCAGAUCUGGUGGCACAUCCUCCUUGUUGGCGUCUACUCAGCCAUUGUCUUCCUAAUCAGCAAGUACUCUGAAUGGAAGAUGGGCUACACUCUGAACCUUGUCUCUGUCAUGGGCAUGGUCGUGUCUCUCCUCCUCGUCUUCCGCACCAACACCGCCUACGAUCGUUACUGGGAGGGUCGCCGUCUGUGGUCACAGAUGACCCUGUGUAUCCGCAAUCUCACCCGUGGCAUCUGGGUCUGCGUUGCCGAGACCGAGACAAGAGACCUACUCGAGAAAAAGUCCGCCAUCAACCUCCUCGUCGCGUUUGCCUUUGCCACCAAACACUACCUUCGCGAGGAAUACGGCUACGACUACGACGACAUGGUCGACCUCCUCACCCACAUCCCCAAAUACUCCAUUCCCACCUCGGUCGAACCAAUGGAUUGGCGCAUGGACAUUCCCACCACUCCCCUCGAGUCUCUCACCCCUCAACAACAACCACAGCCUCAGCGGCCACAGACCUCGCAAUUGUCUGGCUCUGCAACCAACAUUGGCCGUGCCAGUGGAACUUUUGAAGGCGGUCGGGCUCGUCGCCAAUCUCGCGGUCAGGAUUUGGCUUUUGACUUUUUGACACCUACCAACAUCCCUGUCGAGCUGUCAUACUACAUUGGAAGCUACAUCAAGGCCUGCAGCAACAAGGGCAAGGUCGACCCCGCCACCUUGACCAUGAUGAACAACGCCCUGGUCUCGAUGGUUGACUGCCUCACCGGAUUCGAACGUAUUCUCCGUACCCCCAUCCCUCUCGCCUACUCGAUCCAUCUCCACCACGCCACUUGGAUCUACCUCCUCGCCCUCCCCUUCCAGCUUGUCUCCAACAUGAAGGAGCUCAUGAUCCCCGCCACCAUGCUCGCUGCUUUCACGCUCCUCGGAAUCUUGGGCAUUGGUUACGAAAUUGAGAACCCCUUCAACGACGAUUACAACGAUCUGCCCCUGGAUGAUUUCUGCAAGGUCAUCCAAGCCGAAGUUGAAUCCAUGGUCGCUACCCGUGCCCCCGUCCCAGCCGACUGGAUCUUCUCCGAGAACAACUACCCCCUUUCCCAGUCCCAUCUCUCGGCCAAGGAACUAUCAGCUCUUUCGUUGGAUGAGAUCCACGCCUUGAUGAAGGCCGAGAACCCUCAUUAUAGUGCAGGUGAUCGUGCUCAGGGGCGCAAGUCUGUUCAGCUUCAAUAUUCUCGCUCGGUGAGCGGGAACCAAAAUGGAGCAGUGCCAGCGUCACCUACUUCUCUUACUACCCCUACAGUCCGCUUCCAAGCUUCUGGAGAGCCCUUGCGAAGGGCCCCCUCUUCGUCUAGUGAGAAGCAGAGCCGCAUUUCUGUCUAG